Molecule: messenger RNA, 3557 nt
Organism: Dunckerocampus dactyliophorus (ringed pipefish)
Lineage: Eukaryota; Metazoa; Chordata; Actinopteri; Syngnathiformes; Syngnathidae
Gene: ssu72
Product: SSU72 homolog, RNA polymerase II CTD phosphatase
Exons: 5
Coding region: 185-769 (194 amino acids)
Biological process (GO): termination of RNA polymerase II transcription
Cellular component (GO): mRNA cleavage and polyadenylation specificity factor complex; nucleus
Molecular function (GO): RNA polymerase II CTD heptapeptide repeat phosphatase activity
Source: RefSeq, a predicted model, not a curated record
CGCCAUUUUAACUUCCUGCUUUCAAAGGAGGAGAGAAAUCACUCGAACAGUACUCGAAGCGCUCGACCGUUUCGUUUAACAUAGGGGGUGAUUUUGUUUCUUUUUUUCUGAAAGGGGACACAAUCAAACGACUCCGAGUGGUUUCCAACCGUUCGAGUAGUUUACUUUCAGCCGGAGAGUCGCAAUGCCGAGCCACCCGCUGCGAGUAGCGGUUGUGUGCUCGAGCAACCAGAACCGCAGUAUGGAAGCGCACAAUAUCCUCAGUAAACGUGGAUUUGACGUGCGUUCAUUUGGGACUGGGACUCACGUGAAGCUACCUGGCCCUGCCCCAGACAAGCCGAAUGUGUACGACUUCAAAACAACAUAUGAACAGAUGUACAACGACUUGGUCCGCAAGGACAAGGAACUAUACACACAGAAUGGAAUCCUACACAUGCUUGACCGCAACAAGCGAAUCAAGUCCAACCCGGAGCGCUUCCAGAAGUGCAAGGAAAAGUUUGACCUGGUCAUCACCUGCGAGGAGCGUGUGUAUGACCAAGUACUGGAGGAUCUCAACUCGAGGGAGCAGGAGACCCUGCAACCCGUACACGUCAUCAACGUAGACAUUCAGGACAACCACGAGGAAGCAACGCUGGGCGCCUUCCUCAUCUGUGAGCUGUGUCAAUGUAUCCAACACACGGACGACAUGGAGAAUGAAAUAGACGAGCUGCUGCAAGAGUUUGAGGACAAGAGCAACAGGCCUUUCCUUCACACGGUCUGCUUCUACUGACCUGGCCUGCAAUAAGCACACACACACACACACACACACACACACACCCAAACACUCGCUCUCGCACGUCGCAUGUGACGUGCACACGUAGAGCUUUGUGACAGGACCUGGCUGAGGUAUGAUGUGUAAGCAGCGGUGCGGCUUGCCUCAAUGCAGAGGUGCUGCCUUUCGCCUUUUACUCCUGCUCAUCAAGGUCAAACCACGCCCCCUCAGGGAGCGCCGUGAUGUCACGGCUAGUCCCAACAUUUGACGCUCUGAUUUGCUCCAGUGCAUCGUAAUUAUGCUUUUUUUUUUGUGAUCUCUAGUGGUGAUUGCUAUUUUAGUGGGCUCCUGCACCUCUGUAAAUGUUUUAUUGAGCCAUGCAGGAUGGACAAUGAACUGAAAGAAAUGUUUGUGUUGUGGAUUAGUUCCGUUAAAAAUUCGAGCUGAUGAAUAACCAAACCUCGACGUCCUCCCCGAGUGUAUUUUGAUAUUCAAAUGAUGAUGCUGUCUUUCAGGGCGUACCUCUUUCUUUCUUUUUUUUCUUUUGUAUAUGUUCUUAUAUAAGAAAAUGAUGCAUUGUCAGCUCAGAGUGCCUGAUUUGUACAUAGGAAUCUACUAAAAGAAUCUAAGAAUCAUUUGUGGCUCAAUUGUUGUUUCUGUAGGAUCCUGGUCACAUGAGCGUGUCCUGUGACGGCUUCACCCUUGUUGCAUGAAACGCUUUGCAUUCAGGCCAGCAAAUUGUGCUCAUCUAAUCCUAAGUCUAAAUGCAGUGGCCCACCACAGACACAUUUGGAGCGCCACAGAUAGAUUGGUGCCAGCUGUCGUGUGGAAAACAAUGAAGUAGGAAUAGUCUACAUGUAUUUUCAUCCACAUCUUAGUGCAUGCAUGUUAGUCUUUUAUCCCCGAUAAUCAGGAAUGCAGCAGCUCAUGUUGAUUUCCAGGGAAUGGACUCUUGCCACCAUUUGAUCGUUAUUUUAAUUUCAGCAGUACUUCAAUUGAGGCACUUAAAAAAAAAAAAAUAGCCUGUUUUCUGUGGUAACUGCAGCUGCCACAAACGUCAUUUCAAUGUCGUACGUCAGGGCUGUCCAAACUUUCCAGUGAGGGCCACAUAGUGAGAAAGGAAUUUUGUCUGAUAUAUGCCUAUUAGUAUGAAUGUCACUCUUUACUCUUUUUCUCUUUUUUGCUGUUCUUAAUUUCCCAAACGUUUCAACUUUGUACAUUUUUUUUAUGACUUUGCCAAAAAUUUUGGCUUUGUUCCUAUAAUAAUGUAACUUUUUUCCCCUAUUUAAUUUUCCAAAAAAUAUUUUGUUCCUCAUAUUACAACUUUGAAAAAACACUUUCUGUAAUAGUUCAAUUCGAUGCUGUUAAAACAUUUUUCGUUACGAGCUUAUUCUUGUAAAAUUGCUACUUUUCUUCACGUUAGAAUACAACUUUUUCUUAAUCGUUUGACUUUAUUCUUGUAAAGUUACAGCUGUUUUUUCCAUAUUCUGCAGGGGUUUUUUUUUUUUCAAUUUUCCAACUAUUUCAAGUUUCUUUUUGUACAUUUUCUUCUUGUAAUUAGCUUUAAUCCCUCAUUUUGACUUCUCAUAACCUUUUCCACAAUUUGGUUAAUUUUCCAAAAAUUACAACUCUUACUAAAAAAAAAAAAAGGAAUAUUUAUACUUUAUGCUACUAAAAUGACAUUUUUCCUCAUUGUUAUUCUCAUAAAAUUUUACUUUUUCUCGUUAGAUUACAACUUUUUUUCGUAAUAUUUGGAUGUUAUUUUUGUAAAACUGCUGUUUCCAUUUUUACUUUGUUGUGAAAUAAUUUUAUAAUUGGGCUACUUCGGGCACCCCUGAUGAAACAGAUGAACGGUUAUAGUGGUUCUAAAAAACAUCACUUUAAUCAUUCUUCUCUCCAUUGUGCACAUUUUCUAUGAGGUUACAGACAGGCAAGGUUAGUUUCCUCCCACAACACAAUCAUAUGAGCCAGUCAAGGAGAGUCCCCAACAUGUCUUAGGACACAAUGACAAUGACUCGUUCAAGAUUGAUGAUUCACAUAUUUCAUCCACAAAUCAAACCGGAGUUCCAUCUUUUGGAGGAGAGCCGGCCUUGUCCCCUCUGUCCAUGACGCCUUCACUGCCAGGGGCAGGCCGGUUGAAACCAGCUUUGACAGCUUCUUCACAGCCCGCUCCGACUGGGGAAGAAGAGCUUUGAGGCUGUGCUGUCCUCUGUUGAGGUAGACUGUCACCUUGGAGGAGCGGCGUGAUCACCUCCUGCGCCUGAGGCGUCUCGCUGAGGGGCAGAUUGAAGCCCAUUUUACUUCCGCCGGCGCCCCCUGCUGGCGGGGGAGUGAGGGUCUUGGUCUGAGCCUCCUCUUCGGCACGCAGCCAGUCCAUCUUCUGCUGGUGCUGCUUGACGGCGUCAUCCACGCGGGCGUCGAUCAUGGCCUCCGUCAGAACGCCGUCCUCAGAGGAAUAAGCCGCUGCCUGUGAUGAGACAUCAGGGGGGUCGUCAGCCAGGCUUUUUUGUUUACUUUCAACUGGGAUAUUUCUGACUUCAACGCAGCACAAUUUGUCAGUGCCAAGACUGAUAUCACUGCAAUGCAAUAUGGUAGCACUCAGUGCUGUGGUGUGGGAAUUCUUUAAAAAUAAAAAAUAAAUCACAUAAAAGUGUGCUAAGUCCAGACCAUGGGCCCUUUGUGGGCCCUUAAAAAAAAUUAAAUUAACAUACCAUCCAUCAGAUCAUUGCAAAGAAUGAUUAAUGCCACAGAAAAAAAUGUUAGACAAAAAAAGUUAUUGUUAAAAAAAAAAUAGCAGCCCGUCAUU